This is a messenger RNA of Octodon degus (degu), 1783 nucleotides long. Its product is annotated as BCL2/adenovirus E1B 19 kDa protein-interacting protein 3-like. Gene Ontology annotation, cellular component: nucleus; mitochondrial envelope; mitochondrial outer membrane. Gene Ontology annotation, biological process: positive regulation of apoptotic process; mitochondrial outer membrane permeabilization. The record is from RefSeq and is a predicted model, not a curated record. NCBI's taxonomy places the organism in Eukaryota, Metazoa, Chordata, Mammalia, Rodentia, Octodontidae.
GGCUCGCAGCUGUCUAGCGAUCGUCAGCCGGGCACUCCGGUCACAGCUGAGCGCGAGCGCUCGGGCGAGUAGCCUCGGUGCCAUGUCGCAGAGUGGGGUUCCCGGGCUGCAGGAGGAGAACCUGCAGGGCUCCUGGGUAGAGCUGCACUUCAGCAAUAACGGGAAUGGGAGCAGUGUUCCAGCCUCAGUUUCUAUUUAUAAUGGUGACAUGGAAAAAAUACUGCUGGAUGCCCAGCAUGAAUCUGGACGGAGCAGCUCCAAGAGUUCCCACUGUGACAGCCCCCCUCGCUCACAAAUGCCACAAGAUAUUAACAGAGCUUCUGAAACGGAUACACAUAGCAUUGGAGAGAAGAACAGCUCUCAGUCUGAGGAGGAUUAUAUUGAGAGAAGGAAAGAAGUUGAAAGCAUCUUGAAGAAAAACUCAGAUUGGAUAUGGGAUUGGUUAAGUUAGCCAGAAAACAUUCCCCCAAAGGAGUUCCUGUUCAAGCACCCAAAGCGAACAGCUACACUCAGCAUGAGAAACACGAGUGUCAUGAAGAAAGGGGGCAUUUUCUCAGCAGAAUUUCUCAAGGUCUUUCUUCCAUCUCUGCUGCUGUCUCAUCUGCUAGCCACUGGAUUGGGGAUCUACAUUGGAAGGCAUCUGACAACCUCCACCAGAACUUUUUGAUAAAGAACUGGAUGCAACUUGGCUGACUGGGGAUUUGAAUCUGAGCUUGGACGGCUGACCUGAAGAGCUUUUGUGGUCGCUGAGUGGCUGCACUACUUGUUUGUUCUGUACAUGGUGUUUUUCUGAUUAGUAAAAGAAUAGACACUAAAAUCACGCUGAUCUAUAAUUAUAUCUAUGGGAUCAAUUAAAAAGCAUGACAGACUAAUAUCUAUCGUAAGAAUUUAGUAGUAAAUUUUCUUUGCAUAUUAGUUAUAAAUAGUAUAAAUAAUUUUAGUGUACUAAUAAUGAUGUAUGUAGUAUUUAAAAAUGUCUAACCUCAAUUCAGUUAAAGCACUAUUUCAGAGAAUGAACAUUGACAUUAAAAUCACUGCAUUGCCAGGCAGGGUGGCACACAUGCAUAAUCCCAGCACUUGGGAGGCUGAGGCAGGAGGACUGCCGUGGGUUUGAGUCCAGCCUGACUACAGUGAGAUCCUGUCUCAAAGUAACCAAAUAAAAAACUAAAGGGUUUUUCCCCAAAAGAAAUAUGGCCUUAUAAUGACAGUACUGCAGAACGUUUAAUGUAGGGGGUGAGGUUGUCUGUAAAGACCACAUCACCAUAUAAAUUGUCCUUGGGGAGGAGAAAACAAGGUGCAAUCACAAGCUCCCCGAGUCGUGCACUGAGCUGCUGCUUUCCAGAGGAGCUCGGGGAGUGACCUUGGGUAUGGGGAGUGACCUUGGGUGUGGGGAGUGACCUUGGGUUUUCUGACAAAGGCAUUUAUUCAGGAUCUUUUACCCUUUCUUACUCUGAAUUGCUGGAUUUAAUCUUAUUGUUGUGCUCAACUUUUGUGUGCUCUUAAAAUUGCAAGCAAAUCUAUCUACUUUAGGGGAUUGCAAAUAGGAAAAACAAAGUAUUGACAAAUCCUUUGGAGAUUAUCCUAAUUGCAUAGGGUUAAAGAUCAAUUAAUUAUGAAAGUUUCUUGGUCAAACCUGCCCUAUUCUCCAUUGUGUCAUUCUUUAUCUUUUCUACAGCAUGAUUUUUAGAAAGGCUGUAUCUUUGAUACGCUCUGUAUAUUAUACUGUAUUGUUUCACCUUUCUAUCCUUAAUUUAGGUGUGUUAAAAUAAAUGUAACAUUUUAA